This is a messenger RNA of Ochotona curzoniae (black-lipped pika), 393 nucleotides long. RefSeq names its product NADH:ubiquinone oxidoreductase subunit A1 (gene NDUFA1). NCBI's taxonomy places the organism in Eukaryota, Metazoa, Chordata, Mammalia, Lagomorpha, Ochotonidae. The transcript has 3 exons. The record is from RefSeq and is a predicted model, not a curated record. Bases 157 to 369 code for a protein of 70 amino acids.
AUCACUUUUGAGCCUUGCCGGCUUCCGUCGCUUCCGUCGGCGCGCGUGGCACCGCCUCUCUUGUGGGCUGCCCCGGGGCUUAGCGGGAGGAACGCCGCAUCCCGGUCACCUUUAGGGACCUACAAGCCGCGUUUUGGCUUAGGUAGCUGUGCCGCGAUGUGGUUCGAGAUUCUGCCCGGAGUCGCCAUCAUGGCCGUGUGCUUGAGCAUCCCUGGAAUGGCCACUGCAUACAUUCACAAGUUCAGUAACGGGCGCAAGGAAAAAAGGAUUGCUCAUUUGCGUUAUCACUGGAGUUUGUUGGAAAGAGAUAGACGCAUCUCUGGAGUUAAUCGUCACUAUGUGGCAAAGGGUUUGGAGAACAUUGAUUAAAGAAGCAUUUUCCUGAAUGAUGGG